Messenger RNA from Drosophila busckii, 354 nucleotides. RefSeq lists its product as uncharacterized. The record is from RefSeq and is a predicted model, not a curated record. NCBI's taxonomy places the organism in Eukaryota, Metazoa, Arthropoda, Insecta, Diptera, Drosophilidae. The coding region runs from base 16 to 354 and encodes 112 amino acids. The transcript has a single exon.
GCUUAAGUUUGGACAAUGGUUAUGCAGUGCACAUGCGAUUGCAAUUGCAGUAGUGUACGCGAUUGUUUGCCACGUGGCACAAAGUCGAAGGAGCAGCAGCAGGAGCAGCAGGACUCGCCUGCUAUGGAGCAGAGCGUUAACUAUUAUCGCCGCCUAUCGAAUAGCUCAAGUGCGCUCUACGGCAGCUGCCCACAGCUGCCACAAACAGCAGCGGCAGCCAACGUGCAACAGCAUACAGCAAGUUGCAACAGCAAGCGGCAAGUAACUGCAGCUGCAGCUGAGGCGCGUUCAUACUCGAGUCUACUGCAUGCGAAGCUGAGAGACGCGGUGCUGUGCAACAAAUGCGCGCUGUGA